Molecule: messenger RNA, 1224 nt
Organism: Mytilus trossulus (common blue mussel)
Lineage: Eukaryota; Metazoa; Mollusca; Bivalvia; Mytilida; Mytilidae
Product: acetylcholine receptor subunit beta-type unc-29-like
Exons: 1
Coding region: 1-1224 (407 amino acids)
Biological process (GO): regulation of membrane potential; nervous system process; signal transduction
Cellular component (GO): plasma membrane; synapse; neuron projection
Molecular function (GO): transmitter-gated monoatomic ion channel activity involved in regulation of postsynaptic membrane potential; transmembrane signaling receptor activity; excitatory extracellular ligand-gated monoatomic ion channel activity
Source: RefSeq, a predicted model, not a curated record
AUGGCAAAGAUAGUUUGGUUCCUUGUAGUAUUCACGUAUCAAGUGUUUGGUUGUUUGGCUAAUUUACAAGAAUUGGACGAAUAUCAGAAAGUGCGACAACUAAAAAGCACCCUCAUGGAAAAGUAUUCUAACCAGAUCAUACCAAGAAAAAGUAUAUCUGAUGAAGUAAUUGUCAAAGUUUCCCCGUACAUUGAUCUUUUAUUAGAUUUUAAUGAAAACGUUGGAACAUUUUCAGUAAUUGUACGCUUCAAGUUGAUGUGGAAUGACCAUCUUAUAAAAUGGAAUGUAACUGAAAACGACAUAUAUGUAGUUCGUUUCCCAGUUGACGAGGUUUGGUUACCGAAAAUGAUGAUAAGGAAUACGGUAGAAAAACGGUCCAUUUUUUCUUUCGAUGAUCGCUUGGACCAAAAGACUACUUAUGUUAGUCAUUUGCCUGAUGGUCAUGCCUAUGUUAAAGCUGGUGGUAUAGUGGAAGCCAUUUGCAUUACAAGCAUGUACUACUUCCCUUUUGAUUCCCACGUGUGCACGAUUGAAUUGUAUUUUGAGGAAAAUCAAGUAUACAUUGGAGACUACACCUAUGGCGACCAAACUAAGCCAGCAUUGCAAGGAUUUACGCCACAUGACGGGUGGGACAUUACAAAUGUUACCGCUGUACAAGAUGAAUAUAAUCGAGCAACGUAUAACCUGCAAAUCAAACUUGAACGAAAACCUUUAUUUCUAUUCGUUAGUCUUGUCCUUCCUGUAUUGCUGGUAGGUUUUGUCAAUAUAUUUGUGUUUUGUUUACCAAUAGAAUCCGGAGAAAGGAUUUCACUUGCGGUGACAUUGUUUCUAACAUUUGUAGUUAUAAUGACAAUGGUUGAUGAAAAUCUUCCUGAGAGUAGCGAAAUCAGUAUUGUUAUCGUGAUUUUGUUACUGAAAGUCGUAAUCAGUGUCCUGACAACUGUGAUGGCUAUAAUAACAAUAACUUUAUAUUACCGACAUGAUGAUUUUGAAAAGAAGUCACUGUUGAAAUGGUUUACAUGUGCUCAGAUAUGUAGACAUAAGGGAAAAGUUAAAGACGAGCAGACAAGUCAAACGCCGUUGCCCUCUUUACCUGGUAACAAUAUGGGCUGGAAAGAAAUCGUACAGAUUAUAGAUCGAUUCUGUAUAGUUGUGUUGGGCUUGGAAUUCGUAUGCGAAAUUGUAGCUGUGUUGAUUUUAUUGAGGGGCCGUCAGUUGUCAUAA